AUGCUUCAAAUUUUGAAAUCAUUCAUUCUUUUCACAACGUUUAUCCUCUUCACAUCUUCAGUCUCGGCUGACAAGUGUGUAGUAUGUCGAUAUAAUUCACAAAAAUAUGAUCCAACCAACGUUGAUACGACUACCAAAGUGUUCUGUACCGGAGCUGUAGCUAAUCCGAUGGGAUGUACGUAUGCUGGAUAUAACACUCACAACAAAGAUCCAAAAGCACCUUCAAGAAAUGAGAUUUGGUGUAAAGCAAAGUGUAAAGAAGACGCACGCGGAAACGUUCCAAAUUGUCCACCCGUGAUGACUGAUUAUGGUUAUAAAGGAGAGCAAUUGAAACAUCCGGUAUCUGAAUUGAUAUCGCAGGGUAGCUCCCGUGAUUGUAGAGGCUGUCAACGAGACACCGAACCAUAUCUUCCUGAGACCGAUGCUGGGACGGAGAAUCAUCUAGGAUUUUUAUCAACUUCAAAGGUCGAAGGAAUCGAUCAAAUCCCAAACAAAUUCAGAUCACCCUUUCCUGACGCCGAUACUGGGAAGCGAAAUUGA
Molecule: messenger RNA, 540 nt
Organism: Melampsora larici-populina 98AG31
Lineage: Eukaryota; Fungi; Basidiomycota; Pucciniomycetes; Pucciniales; Melampsoraceae
Exons: 3
Coding region: 1-540 (179 amino acids)
Source: RefSeq, a predicted model, not a curated record